UGGGCCGCCGCCUCGGGCCUCCUCCAGUUGUGCCAGCCCUCACGACAUGACGUCAUGACGUCGCAGAUUCGAGGCGAACACACUGCGAUACGAUUAUUACUGUCUGACUACUCCUAUCAUGCUGGUCAAGGAGUAUCGGAUACUCCUGCCGCUGACCGUCGAGGAGUAUCGCAUCGCGCAGUUGUACAUGAUACAGAAAAAAAGUCGUCUGGAUUCCCAUGGCAAAGAUAGCGGUGUGGAAAUCCUUAGCAAUAAACCAUAUAAGGAUGGUCCAGGCGGUUCGGGACAAUAUACGUUUAAAAUCUACCAUAUUGGUAGUAAAAUACCAGUUUGGAUUCGCAGCAUUCUGCCAACAAGUGCACUUGAAGCCCAUGAAGAAGCUUGGAAUGCUUAUCCAUACACGAAAACGAGGUAUUCAACGCCGAUGAUGGACAGAUUCAGCCUGGAAGUGGAAACUGUCUACUGUAAUGACUCUGGUACCCAGAACAACGUCUUCAAAUUAACUCCGGAAGAGUUGAAAAGUCGGAUAGUGGACGUCAUGGAUUUCGUUAAGGAUCCAAUUGCAUCCCAUGACUACUGUCCUGAAGAGGAUCCAAAAAUAUACAGUAGUCAAAAGACUGGCCGAGGCCCACUGACAGAUAAUUGGGUAGAGGAAUGUGUAAAGGCAGGAAAGCCUGUCAUGUGUGCUUAUAAGAUCUGCAAAGUGGAGUUUCGGUACUGGGGGAUGCAGACCCGUGCAGAACGUUGGAUUCACGACUUGGCACUGAGAAACACGAUGCUUCGUGCGCAUCGGCAAGCGUGGGCAUGGCAAGACGAGUGGGUAGGAUUAACAAUGGCUGACAUUAGAAGGCUAGAAGCGGAAGCCGCUGAGCAUCUAGCAGCUGUGAUGACGAACGAGGCCGAUACUGUCGAGGAAGAGUCAGAUGAUGACGCAUCAUCGGGUGACAUUUAUUUUGACUGUAGCGAUGGUUCAUCCCUAAAACACAAGCCAUCAAUUAUUCGAUGGAGCUCCGAACUAGAACUCGAAAUUGCGGAUGAACACUCGCCACCACUAACACCAAGUGCAGGAGCAAAUACAGCGUUGUUGGUGAUAGUAUUUCAUGGGGAAUUCUGCCCGGACAACCCGGCAGACAAGGCCACUGAUACGACCACGUUCAAAUCCACCAUAAAUUCGUUGGUUCAACGGCAUUAUCCACAGCUGCGGGGUCGAGUCCACGUCGUGACAGUCCAUUGUGGUUCCGAGCUGGAUCCCGUCGUCAAUCGCCUCUCGUCGAUCUCUGCUUCUUUCGGAGCACUUCUCCCGGCACUUUCACUUAUUAUUUCAAGCGCUCAAAAUCUCUUCCUCGAGGCGAUUGAGGGAACAAUACGACGAGCAAAUGAAGCCUACAGCGACUUUAUCGAGACUCAGCCGCAGUUCAAUGGCGAGAUUUUUGUUGUGGGUGAUUCCAUGGGUGGCCUUUUGCUCUACGAAGCAAUGACAAAAUUCGAAUUUCCUACAAGGCAGCCGAGUGUCAGAGCAAGAACUCCUUUACAAGACAUCGAUGAGGUCUCCAACCAUUCCUCCCCGGAAGCUCUAAAUCAUAAAUCGCCGAAAGUGCAGCAUCACAAUAGCACAUUAUCAUGCCCGAGCCUUCGAAAAAAGCCCUCAAUAGGAGCUGCUUCCAUAGAUAGCAUAACUGUGCAAUCUCGUCUUCACUUCCAACCGUCUACAGUUUUUCUCCUUGGGUGCCCUUUAGGACUGGUAUUGAUGCAGAAGAAACUGGCUGGAUAUGACAUAGAAGCUUUGGAAUCAUGUCAGUUAUUUAACCUGUACUAUUCUCUGGAUCCAUGUGGAUCACGCUUAGAGCCAGUGUUGAAUCCAAACUUGAGUAUUAUGCAGCCAGCUAAUGUGCCGAGAUAUCAGCGCUACCCAUUAGGUGAUGGACACCAGCUGUAUUUCGACUCUAGUGUCGAUCUCACCCACCUAUGGGGUAACAAGCGCAUGGACCACGUUUUGUAUUGCCCUACAGCGAUGGUAGCUCUACCGUCAUCAGCUCUCCCGAACAUUCUUCAUGCAUCCUACUGGGAAUCUCUGGAUACAGCGGCUUUUGUACUGCGACAGUUUGUCAGAAGCGAAGAGACCGUACCACUGACGCUGUCAGCAAGCAUGAACAAUCUUCCUUUGAAGAUUGAGCUACCACCUUUGCAGUGGAAAAGGAGAAGAACAAGGUUCAAGAUUGCUAAUUUGUCUCCCAAUCACCGAGCAAAUGAUGUCUUGGUUGUCGCCGGUAACGAACUCAACGUAACAGCAAAGUUCUGCUAUGGACCGAUGGAUCUCACUGCGCUUUCAAGAGAGAAUGUUUCCGCCUUUAUUUGUCCGCAGAGAGGCGACUGGUAUGAAGUGGGCGUUUUUGAGACCGAUUCUCAUGGACGCCUGGCGUUAUCGCUGGGAACUUCACUGCCAUGUGGAAUUCACUCCGUCAAGAUGGUUGUACAUGGUGAUCGUUCAUACCUGGAUUCUUUUGUGGCGGUCGUUCCAACCACAACUCAAUGCGUAGUUUUCUCCGUAGAUGGCUCGCUAACAGCUUCUGUUUCCGUUAGCGGGAGAGAUCCACGGGUUCGGGCUGGAGCUGUGGACACCGUCCGAUAUUGGCAUGAAUUGGGUUUCGUGAUUCUCUACCUCACAGCACGUCCGGAUAUGCAGCAAAGAGUAGUAUCGGCGUGGCUGGCUCAACAUUGUUUUCCACAUGGUCUCCUUUUGUUCAACCCUUCGUUCUCAACGGAUCCGCUCAGGCAAAAAUCGCUCCACUUGAAACAUAUCACAGACAUGGGAAUCAAGGUGCAUGCAGCUUACGGGAGUAGCAAGGAUGUAGCAGUGUACUGUAGCGCUGGAGUGGAGCAAAACAGGAUAGUAUCUGUGGCAGGAAGUCGGCGGAGGAAUUGUAUAUUUAUAGAAAGCUAUUCUCAUCAUCUCGAAGAGCUCAACAACGGAAAAUCCCCUCUUUCUCAACCAGUGGAGAUGUCCGAACAAAUCAACGCUCUAGGAUUCGCAGCCGCGCAUCGAAGCGUGCAACGAACGGCAUCAUUCACUCCGCGAGGUGGAAAAUUUGAGAACGAUCGACGAUGACCUCAACUGAUCUUUCUCUAACACAUCUCUUCAUCAAGACUGACGAUCAAGGAGUGUAUAGAUAGUAAUACCAACAGAAUUUUCGACCAAAUCCUGAUGAAAUCACUCUUUGUUCCCAUCGCCCACUAAUCCACGCUAUUGUCAUUGUAAUCUUGAGAUUACCUUAUUUGUCACAGCGACUGAUGUUCCUAGAGAAUCUGUCAUGCUUGGGUUCAGCAGCUG
Messenger RNA from Cylicocyclus nassatus, 3328 nucleotides. The record is from the annotation of a GenBank genome assembly. Lineage: Eukaryota; Metazoa; Nematoda; Chromadorea; Rhabditida; Strongylidae.